This is a messenger RNA of Parathielavia appendiculata, 514 nucleotides long. RefSeq names its product glycosyltransferase family 69 protein. NCBI's taxonomy places the organism in Eukaryota, Fungi, Ascomycota, Sordariomycetes, Sordariales, Chaetomiaceae. The record is from RefSeq and is a predicted model, not a curated record. The coding region runs from base 7 to 438 and encodes 143 amino acids. The transcript has a single exon.
GUCGCCAUGCCUGCCACCACCUUCACCGGCAUCCGCGGCCUCCAGUUCCGCGGCCUCCUGGACUCGCUCGCCGCCGCCCACCUCGAGGCCUCCGAGUGCUGCCUGGUGCACGCCGACAACCCAGGCUCGCGCACCAAGGGCGUCUUUGUCAACCCGACCGUGCGAGUCGGGUAUAGCAGGGCGGCGUACGACGCCGUGCAUGCUCCGGAGAACAGAGGAGGAGGAGGAGGUAGUUGGCUGACGCUGGGGGAAGUGUAUUUUGGGUUGUGGAGGAAUCGGAUUGCGCGGUGGCUUACCACGCCGUGGUUUGAGGAGUGGGAAGUGAGACGGAGGAUAGAAAGAUGGGAAGAGGGUGGGGAGGGGAGGAGGGAGAAGGGCGGGUUUUGUGUGGUGGAUGAGAUGCAGAUUGUGGUGCAUAAUGGGUGGAAGCAUUUGUGAUGGGGAUAUGGUUUGAUACAUAGAGUUUUGGGAAUAGUUAGCCCAUGUUGUCUUGAACUUUAGAUAUGAAAUACCC